AUGAAUUUGUUUAAGGCUGUUCAAUUAACCCCUAGACGAUGGCUGAACCUGCAGGAGUACCAAAGCAAAAAAAUAAUGGCAGACCAUGGGGUUGCAGUUCAGAGAUUCUUCGUAGCUGAUUCUGCAAAUGAUGCCCUGGAGGCUGCUCAGAGACUAAAGGCAAAGGAAAUUGUUCUGAAGGCACAGAUUCUGGCUGGAGGGAGAGGAAAAGGUAUUUUCAAUAGUGGAUUGAAAGGAGGAGUUCAUCUAACUAAAGAUCCUAAGAUUGUUGAACAGCUUGCUAAACAGAUGAUUGGGUACAAUCUGUCAACAAAGCAAACUCCAAAGGAUGGUGUGACAGUUAAAAAGGUGAUGGUUGCAGAAGCACUGAAUAUUUCCAGAGAAACAUACUUCGCAAUUUUGAUGGACAGAGCCUGCAAUGGACCUGUUAUGGUUGGCAGUCCACAGGGUGGUGUGGACAUAGAAGAAGUUGCAGUUACUAGCCCAGAACUUAUCUUUAAGGAGGAAAUAGAUAUUUUUGAAGGCAUAAAGGAUCAUCAGGCAUUGCAGAUGGCAAAAAAUUUGGGUUUCAAAGGACCUUUGCAACAGCAGGCAGCAGAUCAAAUUAAGAAGCUGUAUAAUCUUUUCUUGAAAAUUGAUGCUACUCAGGUUGAAGUGAAUCCCUUUGGUGAAACUCCAGAAGGGCAAGUUGUUUGUUUUGAUGCCAAGAUAAACUUUGAUGACAAUGCAGAAUUUAGGCAAAAAGAAAUAUUUGCCAUGGAUGACAAGUCUGAAAAUGAGCCUAUAGAGAACGAAGCUGCCAAAUAUGACUUAAAAUAUAUAGGACUGGAUGGAAAUAUUGCUUGCUUCGUCAACGGAGCUGGACUUGCAAUGGCAACAUGUGACAUAAUAUCCUUGAACGGCGGCAAGCCAGCCAACUUCUUGGAUCUCGGUGGAGGUGUGAAAGAAGCACAAGUAUAUCAAGCGUUCAAGCUGCUGACUGCUGAUCCAAAGGUUGAAGCAAUACUUGUAAACAUAUUUGGUGGGAUCGUGAACUGUGCCAUUAUAGCCAACGGUAUCACCAAAGCCUGCCGAGAGCUUGAGCUGAAAGUACCUCUGGUGGUGAGGUUGGAAGGAACAAAUGUUCAUGAAGCCCAGCGUAUUCUGAAUGAAAGUGGGCUCCCCAUCACGUCUGCAAAUGACCUUGAGGAUGCAGCAAAGAAGGCAGUGGCUAGUGUGGCCAAAAAAUAACAACUUGAAGGUUAUUCUCAUGGAAAGUGCGUGUGUUUCACAAGACGUCAUUCCUGUGGUUAUAUCAGAGAGGAUUAGUGGAGUUUUUCUAAGCAGUCAUCAGUGUGGGUGGACUUAAUUUGUGAUCACAGAUACCUGGCAAACUCGGGCCAUAGGCUUGCAAGUCAGGCUUCAGAAAUUUUGCAGCUGCGUUCUUGAAAAGUUUGUGUGUCUUCAUCUAAUUUUGGUAAUUUUGUUACUCAGACUUGUAAUAAGUAAUACUUCCCUUCAUAAAGCUCUUUUUCUGCUUUCCUUCCAACAUUGUCACUGAUAAACUCAUGAUAAGAUACAAU
Messenger RNA from Leptosomus discolor (cuckoo roller), 1562 nucleotides. The record is from RefSeq and is a predicted model, not a curated record. NCBI's taxonomy places the organism in Eukaryota, Metazoa, Chordata, Aves, Leptosomiformes, Leptosomidae.